GGCGCGGCGGCGGCGGCGGCGCCGGUGGGGCCGGGGCAGCCCCGAGGCCGCGGGUCCCCCCGUGGCCAGGACGGAGCCGGAGGAGAUGGAAGCACCGGGAUGCACCGGCUCAGAAUGGCUGGUGGUCCCCAAGGCGGAGGUGCCCCCCGAGGAUGACAGGGAUGAUCCAGGGGAGCCAGAGCUGCACGACUCAGGGCCGUGGCUGGUGCGGAAGGUGAAGGUGGAGGAGGAGGAGGAUGAGGCCGAGGCCUGGGCGGCCGCAGCUGGAACCGAGGCCCCGCUGGCGCCGCCGCCCCUGCCCGGCGCCUUCCCCCCCGAGCCCGCCGGGCCCCCGGGGAUCGCCGGUGCCUGCAAGGCGGAGGAGCCGUGCCCGGAGGAGCUGGGCUACGGGGUGCUGCCGGCCUGGGGGCCGGGGCCGCACCUGGACAGCAUCGGGAUCGCCUUCGGGAUGGGCACCGGCACCGGCACGGCCGCGGGGAUGAGCCCCGGCCCCGGCGGGUGCGGGCGGCGCUCGCAGCCCGGCCCGCGGCCCUUCUGCUGCCCGCAGUGCGGGAAGGCCUUCGGCAAGAAGGCGCACCUGACGCGGCACCUGCGGGUGCACACGGGCGAGCGGCCGUUCCCGUGCCCGCACUGCGGCCGCCGCUUCCGCCAGCGCAUCCACCUGCGCUCGCACCUGCGCACGCACACCGGCGAGCGGCCCUACCCCUGCCCGCGCUGCGCCCGCCGCUUCCGCAAGAAAACGCACCUGGACCGGCACCUGCGCACGCACACCGGGGAGCGGCCGCACCCCUGCCCGCGCUGCGCCCGCCGCUUCGCCCACCGCCAGCACCUGCUGCGCCACCUGCGCCUGCACGGGGACCCCGCCCCGGGGCACGGGGACGGGCACGGCCCUGCCGAGGAGAAGCCGCUGCCCUGCCCGGGCUGUGAGAUCAGCCUCGCCUGGAAGCAGAGCCCCGCGCCGCACCUGGGGCUGCACGCGGGAGCGGUGCCGGGAGCUGGGAACGGACACCUGGAUCACCCGGAUGAGCAGCGGGACGGGGACAGGGACGGCCCUGCCGAGGAGAAUCUGCUCAUUUGCCCCCAGUGUGGCACGGGCAUCCCCUGGAAGCAGAACUCAUCAUCGCACCUGUGGCAGCACCUGGAGAGCCAAGCCCUCGGCUGCGCCCAGCACCCCCUGCAGCCCCCACAGGAGCCCACAGCCCAGGACCCCCAGCACCCCACACCGGUGCCCACGGCCCAGGACCCCCAGCACCCCCCACCAGUGCCCACAGCCGAGCCGCCCUUCGUGCCGGACCCCCAGCUCCUGCCACAGGUGCCCGGUGCCAACGGCAGCCACGGCUGUGCCCAGGACCCCACGCCCCUCCUGCAGCCCCCGCAGGCACCUGGUGCUCAGGACCACCAGCCUCAGCCGCAGGUGCCCGGUGCCCAGGACCACCAGCCCCAGCCGCAGGUGCCUGGUGCCAAAGGCAGCCAAGGCCACACCCAGGACCCCCAGGACACCCCGCAGGUGCCCCCUGCCCAGCGCCCGUUCACGUGCCCCCAGUGCGGGCGCGGCUUCGGGCGCAAGGCGCACCUGGCGCGGCACCUGCUGGUGCACUCGGGCACGCGGCCCCACGCCUGUGCCCGCUGCGGCCGCUGCUUCAGCUCCAAGACCAACCUGGGCCGGCACCAGGCCGUGCACACGGGGCUGCGGCCGCACCACUGCGCCCGCUGCGGCCGCGGCUUCACCCGCAAAACGCACCUGGAGCGCCACGAGCGCACCCACACAGCAGAGCAGCCGUGCCGCUGCGCCCAGUGCGGGAAGGGCUUCCGGCAGAAGCAGAGCCUGGUGACGCACGAGCGCAUCCACACCGGCGAGAAGCCGUUCCGCUGCGGGGACUGCGGCAAGAGCUUCAGCCAGCGGCCCAACCUGCUGACGCACCGGCGCGUGCACACGGGCGAGCGGCCCUUCCCCUGCGCCCAGUGCGGCAAGAGCUUCUCGCAGAAGGCCAACCUGCUGGCGCACCAGCGCAUCCACGGCGCCCACCCCGAGGAGGGCAAGGCGCGGGCGCGGGCGCCGGCGCGGGGCUGCCCCGAGGACGCGCCCUUCGUGUGCCCCGAGUGCGGCAAGAGCUUCCGGCAGAAGCCCAACCUGAUCACGCACCGGCGCAUCCACACGGGCGAGCGGCCCUUCUCCUGCUUCCUGUGCGGCCGCAGCUUCAACCAGAAAACCAACCUGGUGACGCACUACCGGGUGCACACAGGUGAGCGGCCCUUCGCCUGCGCCCAGUGCGGCAAGCGCUUCACCCAGAAAACCAACCUGGUCACGCACCAGAGCACCCACACCGACCUGCGCCCCUUCCCCUGCGCCCAGUGCCACAAGUGCUUCAAGGACAAGGUGUCCCUCAAGGCCCACCAGAAGACGCACAUCCCCCGCCAGCGCCGCUGCCCCGCGCGCGGCCCGGCCCCCGCCGCGCCCUUCGGGGCCGCGCCCGCCCUGCUGCCCCCCGCGCCCGCCCCGCAGGACCCCGCGCCCUUCGCCCCGCUCCCGCCCGCCCCCAAGCUCCCCGAGGGCGCCGCCGAGCUCUUCCCGUGCCCCGACAAGGGCUUCCCGCCCCCGCCCCCGGCCGAGCCCUCCUUCCCCUGCGCCCACUGCGGCGACGGCUUCUGCCCCAAGGUGCCCCUGCUGCGGCCCCCCGAGGCGCCCGCGGCGCCCUUCGCGCCCGGCCCGCCCCUCCUGGGGCCCCUGGGGGCGCAGCCGGGGCCGGGCGAGGCCGUGCUCUCCCCGGAAAAGCCCUUCAUCUGCAAUCAGUGCGGCAACAGCUUCGGGCUCUGGCUCGCCCUCGUCGCCCACCAGAAGAGCCACGCGGGGCACAAGCCGUGCCCCGGCGCCCCCCCCGCGGAGCCGGGCGCCGAGCAGCCCCCCGGGUCCCCCCCGGCGCCGCGGGCGGGCGAGGGCCGGCCCUGGCCGUGCCCCGAGUGCGGGCGGGGCCUGGCGCAGUGCGAGCGGGCGCCGCGGCACGGGGGGCACGGGGGGCACGGCGCCGGCGGGCGCGGCCCCUUCCGCUGCGACACCUGCGGCAAGCGCUUCAGCCUCAAAACCAACCUGGCCACCCACCAGCGCAUCCACACAGGUGAGCGGCCCUUCACCUGCGGCGUCUGCGGCCGCCGCUUCAACCAGAAGGGCAACCUGGUGACGCACUACCGGGUGCACACGGGCGAGCGCCCCUUCGCCUGCGCCCAGUGCGGGAAGCGCUUCGCCCAGAAGCCCAACCUGCUGGCACACCAGAAGACGCACCUGGGCCGCCAGCCCUUCACCUGCCUCGAGUGCCCCAAGCGCUUCAAGAGCAAACUGUCCCUGCGGGUGCACCAGCGCGUGCACACCGGGACCCCCGGCGCGGCCCCCGGCGCCCUGGACCCCGCCGGGAGCCCCUUCCCCUGCGGGCUCUGCGGGGAGGCCUGCGCGGAGCACGGGGGGCUCCGGCCGGGCCACGGCGGCGCCGAGCGGCCGCACACCUGCGCCGAGCAGCUGCACACCUGCGCCAAGUGUCCCCACGCCUGCGCCGAGCGUCCCCACGCUUGUGCCGAGCGUCCCCACGGCUGCGCCGAGCGGCUCCACACCUGCGCCGAGCAGCGCCGCCCCUGUGCCGAGCAUCCCCACGCCUGUGCGGAGCAUCCCCACGCGUGUACGGAGCACCCUCACACCCGUACGGAGCAUCCCCACGCCUGCGCGGAGCAUCCUCACGCCUGCGAGCGGCCCCACACCUGCGGGCAGCCGCAGCCACAGCCCUGCGCCGAGCGGCCGCACCCCUGCGCUGAGUGUCCCCACCCCUGCGAGCAGCCCCACGCCUGCCCCAAGCGGCCCCACGCGUGUGAGCAGCCCCACGCCUGCGCCGAGUGUCCCCGCGGCUGCGCCGAGCACCCUCGCACCUGUGCCGAGCAUCCCCACCCCUGCGAGCGGCCCCACCCCUGCGCCGAGCGGCCCCACGGCUGCCCCGAGCAGCCCCACGGCUGCGCCGAGUGUCCCCACGCGUGCUCCGAGUGUCCCCACGGCUGCGCCGCCGAGCGGCCCCACGCCUGCGCCGAGUGCGGGAAGCGCUUCCGGCAGAAGGUGAACCUGGCCGUGCACCUGCGGACGCACACCGGGGAGCGGCCGUUCCGCUGCGCCGACUGCGGCAAGGGCUUCAGCCAGAAGGCUCACCUGCUGCGGCACCGCCGCACCCACGGCGCCGGCCUGGCCGCGCCCUGCGCCGCCGCCGACCCCCUGGCCAAGGGCCCCGAGCCCCCCGCGCUGCUGCUGCCGCCCUGCUCCCGCGGGGCGCCCCCGGCGCGCCCCGACAGCCCCUCGGGCGCCGCCGACAUCCUCCUGCAGCUGAUGCAGGACGAGCCCCCGCCCGGCCCCGGCGCCGCCCCGCUCCCCGUGCCCCCCUGUAAGUGCCCCGGGGGCGGCCCGAGCCCCCGCGCGCCGGGGCUGCCCCCGCCGUGCUGCUGCGCCGCCUGCCUGGCCCCCCGCCCUCCCGAGCCCCCUCGCGGGCAGCUCUGGGCCAAGGCCGGCGGCUGCGCCCGCGCCUUCGACGAGAAGAGAGUGCCGGGAGCGCCGGAGCGCGAGUGCGGCGAGGAGAAACCGGCGCCGUGCCCCGGCUGCCUGUGAGCCCCGGGACCCCCGGCCGCCUGCGACCCCCACGCUGGGACCUGCGCUGAGACCCCCCCACCCUGCCCCGGCCGCCUGUGAUCCCCCAGCCUGGAACCCCCAGCGAGACACCCCCAGCAAGGACCGGCCCUCGGCUCAUGGGGUCACCCACGGCGAGCCUGGAGGAGAUGGAGCCCAGGGGACAGAGCCAGAGGGGACAGAGCCAAAAGGAUGGACCCGAGGGGACAGCCAAAGGGAUGGAGCCGAGGGGACAGAGUCAACGAGAUGGAGCCAGAGGGGGCAGAGCCAAAAGGAUGGACCCGAGGGGACAGCCAAAGGGACAGAGCCAAAAUGAUGGAACUGAGGGGACAGAGCCAAAGGGACAAAGCUGAGGGCUCGGUGCCAAGGUGACGCUGCCAGCCAGAUUCAGCACUGGGACUUGGAGGAGCCUCCAGCCGGGGCUGUGGGCCAGGGCAGAGCCAGGCUGGGACACAGCACGUUCCUGGCUUGGGAAGACACCAAAGGGCUGGAGGAGCCAGCGCUGGGCCCGGAUCUGCUGUGUGGGCUCCAGCCACAGAGACCAGGAGGAGCUGGGCACAGUGGAGUUGCAUCCACUGGAGCCAGACUUGGGACAAGAGGGGCCCUCAGAGGCUGCCUCUGCUUCCAGAACCUUCCAGCCUGUUCCGGACUGGAUGGCGUUCAUUCCCUAAGGACACGCUGGGAUGGGAGGCUGGGCCGCCCUGCUGCGGGCCGAGCCCUGGGGUCCCCAGUGCGGCUCUGUGCCGGGGGAAGCUGGGAGCACGCUGGGCAAACAGCCAGGAAAAGGAAAAGGGCCUGGAAGGGCUCAGCUCUGCUCGGGGGGAUGGGGGGCAGCUUGUGCUUCUGCUUGCUCUGGGUAACUGCGCGCUUUGGGACUCGAUAUUCGGAUGGGGAAGGGUGACGUGACCGCUGGGGCUGGAUCGUGGUGGUGGUGGGGAGUGGGCUCGGGGGGCUCGGCUGGGCUUUGUGUGGCCUCUCCCCGUCCCCCCGGUGUGACAGAGCCGGGCAUCCACGGUCUGGGCAGAGCUUCACCACAGACACCGCUGGGAGCUGCCACUGCUUCAUCCCAAAGGGAACCGGACCCUGUGACGGGACCGACACCGGGACAGCCGCCCCCGAGCCCCGGCUGGGCAGGGGGUCCCACCCCGCUCCCCUUCCCCAGCUCUGCUCUCUGCAAUUCUAUUUUUUGAGGUUAUUUAAAAUAAAAGCUUCUGAUGGC
Zonotrichia leucophrys gambelii is the source of this 5867-nucleotide messenger RNA. Its product is annotated as zinc finger protein 850-like. The transcript has 6 exons. Lineage: Eukaryota; Metazoa; Chordata; Aves; Passeriformes; Passerellidae. The record is from RefSeq and is a predicted model, not a curated record. Gene Ontology annotation, biological process: regulation of transcription by RNA polymerase II. Gene Ontology annotation, cellular component: nucleus. Gene Ontology annotation, molecular function: RNA polymerase II transcription regulatory region sequence-specific DNA binding; DNA-binding transcription factor activity, RNA polymerase II-specific. Bases 86 to 4630 code for a protein of 1514 amino acids.